Messenger RNA from Aspergillus lentulus, 1731 nucleotides. NCBI's taxonomy places the organism in Eukaryota, Fungi, Ascomycota, Eurotiomycetes, Eurotiales, Aspergillaceae. The record is from RefSeq and is a predicted model, not a curated record.
AUGUCCAGCUCAUCAGCGAGUAGCGACCAGAAUCCCUAUGAGUACUACGCGAGCUUUACAGAUCGACCGACCCUUCAGGGUAAAUUUCGCGAUAUUGAUGAGGAGUCUUGUUUUUAUGCGUAUAAUAGACGAUUACGAGAUGCACAGACGCAGAAUUUCGUGCUGGAUUUCGGGAAUGAUGAUGCCUGGUGUGCGAUGAAUCUGAAACAGGAGGAUUUCGACCUGUUGCUGCGGAAGCCAAAACCAAAUUGUUUUGGGACUAGGUGGAUUAACAUUUGGGCCCCGGAAGAACAGAAGGAUGUGAUCAAGGAAAUUACGAGCUACUACGGCGUCUCGGAAAGGCUACAGGGGAUGAUGUGUACUGAUCCCGUAGCAGCUCCGCCGAAAGCUCCAGCACCCGUGCAGUCACUGAGGGCUAGCUUCCACAGAAGCAUUGAUCGAUCGCAUCGUCCUCGCAAGGAAGAUCUUGAGGAGGCCGUUUCGUUGAGAAACUUAUCAGAUCCAGACGACAUUCAAAAGGCAGCUUCAUUCCGAGGCCUUACGUUUGCCCAUGUCACAAACCAGAUUUGGCACUUUUGCUCGGUGGAUCACGGACCCCGAUAUACUUGCGUUGGGUAUAACUCGUUAUACGUGAUUCCAAACGUUGAUAUAUCAAACGGGAGAGACCUGCCUGAUGGAAUGAGAUUAUGGUCCUGGUUGAUCCUUUGCGACGAUGGGACUGUCAUAUCAAUCCAGGAGAACCCGUAUCCGCGAAUAUCUGAGCCAAGACCAGAGUCAGAAGUCAAGUCGGUUGUGGGAGUCGUGCGCAGAAACGUGCAGAUGAUAUUUUCAGGUGCUUCCAAGCAGCACUCUGCUUCAUCCGAAAGUGACUCGUUGGUCACCAUUCGAGUGCGAGCGUCUAAUGACCCUCGUUCGGACCACGUCAGUAUACAUCAGGACGAUGGCCCUGGCCUGCUUUUUUACUACAUCUUCGAUGACUGGGUGACGAGUUAUGCUCUGAUAGCAAAGCGCGAGCAUAAGUAUGGAGUCUUGCUGGAUCGACUGAGAGAGGACAUGUUGAACAAACCGGUCGUGGACUUGGUAAAUGAAUUACAUUGGCUAGGCAGAAGAUUGGCAGUCCUACGACGCCUGUACCAAAGCUACGAGCUCAUUCUGACGCGCGUGCUUCAGAGACAGCGCUUGCUGCGCGAUGAGGCACGCUCAAGACAACCGAGAAUGCCACCGAGGCACGUCAUUCAGAGUGAAUCAGAAUUGUCGAGCAACUGCGAAAACUCUGUAGGCGUGCGAUUGAACUCCGCAGCCGUUGCUCGCUUCGAAAGAUUGCUUGAUCGCAUCAAACUGUAUUGCUUAACUGAGAUUGACGCCUGUUUGACAGAGAAAGAGUCUCUCACGUUCCUGAAUUUCAACUUGAUCGCCUUGAAAGAUUCACAGGCUGUCGAGAAGCUGACGAGAAUCACCAUUCUGCUGGCGAAAAUCACGAUUCUUUUCUUGCCAGUCAGUUUGAUGACGGCGUACUUUUCAACCGAGCUCAGAGGUGUCAAAGGAGUGUAUACGCAGGCCGAAUAUUGGAUCAGCUUCGCAGUCAUCAUGGUCCUGUCACUGCUGGUCCUUGUUCUCUUUGGUUACGCAAGCGGCACCAUCGAGGGCAGGCCAAUCUAUCAAUCAUUGUCGCGAACAUUUAUCUCCUCAUCCAAGGACAAACUCGGGCAUCAGCGAAAACAUGUCGACUAG